Molecule: messenger RNA, 1128 nt
Organism: Cataglyphis hispanica
Lineage: Eukaryota; Metazoa; Arthropoda; Insecta; Hymenoptera; Formicidae
Product: probable oligoribonuclease
Exons: 5
Coding region: 267-839 (190 amino acids)
Cellular component (GO): mitochondrion
Molecular function (GO): nucleic acid binding; 3'-5'-RNA exonuclease activity
Source: RefSeq, a predicted model, not a curated record
AUCAUAUAAACGUAUACAUAUAUAUCAUUACGUAUACAUAGAUCUUAUCUAGGUCUAAUCAGAUAUACAUUGUAUGUACAUAUAUAUCAUACGGAUUUAAUUUCGAUUAAAAUGAGAAGUAAAAAGCGCAUGUCGAGAGAAUUCGUAAAAGCUAUCGCUAUAGUAGAUUUUAGCAGCUGUCUCAUUGUCAGUGUUAUUGCUGCUGUUUUAUUUUGACAAAAAAAAAAAAAACAAUCGUAAAUCGUUAAAUAUUUUUUUAGAACAUUAUGUCUCUUUCUGACAGGCUAAUAUCCAACAAUGCUGAUCAUAUCGUUUGGAUUGAUAUGGAGAUGACUGGGCUGGAUAUAGAAAAAGAUCAUAUAUUAGAAAUUGCCUGUGUUGUAACAGAUAAAACAUUGAAAAUUAUUAGCGAAGAAUUAAAUAUUAUUAUACAUCAAUCAAAUAUAAUUUUAGAUAAUAUGAAUGCAUGGUGUAAAAAACAGCAUAAAAAAACUGGAUUGACAGAAAACUCCCGCUCAAGUACGAUCUCGUUAGAAGAUGCUGAGAAAAUGGUACUUAACUUUUUACAAAAAUAUGUUCCUAGAGGUGUAUGUCCACUGGCUGGAAAUACAGUCUACAUGGAUCGUUUCUUUCUAUACAAAUAUAUGCCGCUAGUUAACAAUUUUUUGCACUACAGAAUUAUUGAUGUUAGUGCAAUCAAGGAAGUUGUCAGAAGAUGGAAUCCAAAUGUAUACAAUUCUGUUCCAAAAAAAGAAUUAAAACAUAGGGCCUUAGAUGAUAUAAUAGAAAGCAUUAAGGAGCUAGCUUACUAUCAAAAACAUAUAUUUGGGUUUCAGUAAUAGUACAAUUUUUUUUUUUUUAAAGAAACUUCAUAAUAUACAUUUUAUCAAUAUAUUUAAUAUAUCUUUUUUAAAGCAAAAAAUAUCAAAAAACAUCAAUGCAGCUAAAUUUGUAAACACUUAUAAAUUGUGACUAAUGUGAAUGUGUAAAUAUAUUUCAAUCAAAAAUUAUUUCUUAUCCAGCAUAAUAAAAGCAUAAUGAAAUUUAUUUGUAAAUCUUAUCUUUAUAUUACAUGUAUUGAUUAUGUACUUAUGAUUUUGAUAAAAUAAUCAUGUCUUAACAAUUAUA